AUGCCCAGCGUCUGUAAAUCGCAUUUAAAGAAGUUGGUCUCGACGCUGAACGAAUCGUACGGAGAAAUCGAUCCUGAUUUGAAGGUUCCUGCUCUAAUCAUUCAAGAAAAGAAGCUGACAGAAUCUUUAUUACCUAGCGAUCCAGUGAAGCGCGCCCAAAUCCGGUUCGUGAUAGAGUUUGUCACAUCCAAAAUUAUUGGUCCGUUCAAAGUCCUCAUUCAAAGUUUUAAGGAAGAAGUAGGACGCCAAAAGUAUAUUGAGUCUGCUGGAGCUGCAUAUAGCCGUCUUAACGAGCUGCUACUAGAACAAGCACACUCUGGUCAUUAUUUCCUUGGAUCACAGUACUCACUUGUUGAUAUCGCAAUCGCACCAAUCUUGGCUGGCCAUAUGUCUAUUACAGAGGCUUUUAUGAAUGGGAUCGCACUCGAAGCUAUGAAAACCGUCCACGUCUUCAAGAAUUUUAAAAAGGAAUAACCAAUAGUCCUACAUUCAAAGAGACGUAUAUUGGCAACGAUUAUCUCGUGGAGCACUUCCACACAAUACUAGGGCUCAAGCCACUCAAUUAGUAGCAGCACUAGAAAUCCAUUAUUGAAUGUAGUAAUAGAUUUGACUUUGGCAAAGGAGCACAUUCAUGUAAUACCAUCAUUCAUAUACUGCUAUAUUUAUCGAAUUUCAGUGGAGUGAAUAAAAU
Zychaea mexicana is the source of this 691-nucleotide messenger RNA. Its product is annotated as glutathione S-transferase. The transcript has 4 exons. Gene Ontology annotation, cellular component: cytoplasm. Bases 1 to 474 code for a protein of 157 amino acids. The record is from RefSeq and is a predicted model, not a curated record. NCBI's taxonomy places the organism in Eukaryota, Fungi, Mucoromycota, Mucoromycetes, Mucorales, Lichtheimiaceae.